CGAAGAACACAACUCGAGCCGGCACGCCAAUGCUCUCCUCUUCACGGUCGUCGUUAAAACGCGGCCACUCCUAUCUCCUCAAGAAAAAUUUUCAGUGCAUCUCUGCUGUGGUAUCUCAAUGUCCUAGGAGACAUACGUCCACCGCGACACAACCAGCAGAGCCGUCUUCAUCUACAGAGCUGUGUAGCACCCCUUGGAAAUUCGAGCCUGAUACGGCUUUCCAACAAUCCCGACAUGGAACCACCCUCGCCCGGUGUAAUACAGCUAUACAUGACGCCUUCAAACGGCGCGACAUACGAACUUGCUUUGAAACAGCGAUGAACAUGAAGAAAAACGGAAUUGCCCCAGAUACGACGACCUAUAAUGCUCUGUCAUUGGCGACGGCUUAUGGUUCAAACUCACUGGAUGCUUUUGCGGUUUACGAAGACAUGGUGUCGUGCGGGGUGGAACCCAAUGUCGCUACCUUCAAUCACCUUAUUUUUGCUGUCAAGGACAAAACCACCACGCAAGUUUGGUACAUCCUCGAUCUAAUGACCCAAAAAGGUCUACGCCCCAAUGGCGAAACCUACCAAUUGAUUAUCCAGUUCUUCACCGCUGGUAAAAACGUGGAGAAUGCCUUACAAUUCCUGCAUGAAAUGAAACAGGCCGGUUUUGAACCGUCACUCCGAACAGUCCAGGAUAUGGUCGUCGUCGUAGCUGAGCAAGGGUACAGCAGGUUAGCAGUGGAUCUCGCAACAGAGUUCGAGGAAACUUCCGUCCGAAGACUUGGUCCCGAGCCGUGGCUUAGCUGCUUGAUUGCUUCUGCAGAGGAUGUUUGGGAUGAAGGGGUGCAGCGGUGUUGGGAGAUUGUCGUCAAACGAUUUAAUAUCAACCCAGAUGAAGGCCUCUGUCUUGCGGUGCUCACAACAGCAGCUCGGCACGGUCUGUCCGACUUGGCGACAGAAGUCCUAGGCGCGCUAAAGACUGCCGGAGUUCAAUGGCGGGAGUAUCACGUUGCGCCCCUCGUCGAGGCGCUCUGCCGAGCUGGUCGUCUAAAAGAGGCUAUCCUCUCCUUGAAUAUCAUGCGAUCAAACAACAUCCUCCCACUACGUUCAACGGCCUUCCCGAUAUCCGAAAUAAUAUCAAAAGACGUAGACGCGCUAGAUUCAGUCUGGCCAAUUCUCGACGAGCUACAAGCUGAGAAAGCCACCAUAGACGUUAUUGCUUUGAACGCUAUCAUCGAAUCCGCAGUCGCGCUAGGCGACCUCCAGCGUGCCGUUGGCACGUACAAGAGCUUCUCAGAUUACAACGUUGUCCCCGAUCGGGACACUUUCCGAACGCUCCUCGACGGUAGCAUAGUGGCACGGCAUCUACAACUCGGCACUAUCAUGCUAGAGGGCAUGAAAGAGCUGGAUAUUGCGCCAGACGCAACAACGUACAGGCAAAUGAUAGAGCUUUGCCUAACGCAAGAGAUAUAUGAUGAUGCGUUCAUCCACCUGGAGGAGAUGAAGGCUGCAGGCUUCAAACCUACUCAGGAGACGUACGAGGCUAUUGUCGUGACGUGUGCAUCUCGCGGAGACUAUCGAUAUGAGAUUGCUAUGAAGGAGAUGCAGGAACAAGGCUACCCGAUAGCCAAAGACUUUGAGGUAGAAGUCUCUCAGAUAUACAACCGGAGCCUGGUUGCAGGGAAUGGUCAUUCAGGGUCCGAGGUGUAUGAGCAAGACGACGGAGGUGACCGUCGAUGAUGCACUUUGGUGGUGGACUGCCUCAGGCGUGGUGGUUAGCUCGCCAAGCGCGCGGUCGGUGUUCAGUCGCAAUACGAGACAAAAAUCCAUCUUAUUCGCUCUGAUACUCAUACCUGAAUCGCAUUUCUAGACAAGGUGAUUGAAAUUGUAAUGAAUG
This is a messenger RNA of Desarmillaria tabescens, 1881 nucleotides long. RefSeq lists its product as uncharacterized. Bases 30 to 1724 code for a protein of 564 amino acids. Gene Ontology annotation, molecular function: protein binding. The transcript has 4 exons. NCBI's taxonomy places the organism in Eukaryota, Fungi, Basidiomycota, Agaricomycetes, Agaricales, Physalacriaceae. The record is from RefSeq and is a predicted model, not a curated record.